GCCAUUUUGGCCCCAGAGGCGCUUCUGGGAAGUAGAGCGCCGGCCCGCACGCCUGCCCGACUUUCGGGUACGGCCUUUUCAGUCGGGGUGUCCAGGUUGAAGCGUUCACCUCUGCGGCCGCCGCUUUCUCAUUUCCCGCACCCUCCAAAGUCUCCAGUCGUUCGGGAGCUUCUGAGCACCGGCCGCGCCAUCGUGGGGGGGGGGUUCACACCGCCGGGAAGGAGGUGACGGGGGCGGCGCGGGGUGCAGACACUCCCCGCUGAGAGCCCGCCUGCCAUGGACUCGGAAUAUUAUAGCGGUGACCAGUCAGAUGACGGUGGCGCUACCCCGGUACAGGACGAGCGGGACUCAGGGUCAGACGGUGAAGACGACGUGAACGAGCCGCACUCCGGAUCAGAUACGGGAAGUGUAGAGCGUCACUCAGAGAAUGAAUCCAGUGAUCGAGAGGAUGUCCUCACCAAAAGACAUCCUGUGACAGACUCUGAGAACGAUGAGCCCUCACACCUCCACGCCAGUGACUCGGAAAGUGAGGAACUGCACAGGCAGAAAGAGAGUGACUCUGAGUCGGAGGGGCGGGCUGAGCCCCCUGCAAGUGACUCUGAAAACGAGGAUGCCAAUCAGCACAGGAGCGACUCCGAGAGUGAGGAGACCAGGAAGGUGCCUGGGAGUGACUCUGAGAACGAGGAGCUUCUUAAUGGGCAUGCGAGUGACUCUGACAACGAAGAGGUUAGAAAGCGUGCUGCCAGUGACUCGGAGGCCGAGGAGCUCCACAAGAGUCCUGCCAGUGACUCGGAAGCAGAGGAUGCUGUGAAACCUCCAGCCAGUGACUCUGAGAGCGAGGAACCCGCGAGGCACCAAGCCAGUGACUCGGAAAAUGAGGACCCUCCCAAAGCUCAGAUGAGUGACUCGGAAAGUGAGGAGCUCCCCAAACCCCGGGUCAGUGACUCGGAGAGCGAGGAGCCCCCACGGACCCAGGCCAGUGACUCGGAAACAGAGGAGCUCCCCAAACCCCGGGUCAGUGACUCGGAGAGCGAGGAGCCCCCAAGGACCCAGGCCAGUGACUCGGAAACGGAGGCGCUCCCCAAACCCCGGGUCAGUGACUCGGAGAGCGAGGAGCCCCCAAGGACCCAGGCCAGUGACUCGGAAACGGAGGAGCUCCCCAAACCCCGGGUCAGUGACUCGGAGAGUGAGGAACCUCAGAAGGGACCUGCCAGUGAUUCUGAUACCGAGGGUGCCUCCAGACACAAACAGAAGCCCCAGUCGGACGACAGUGAUGGGGAAAACAAGGGUGAGGGGACGGAAGUGCAGAAUGACCCCGUGCUUUCAGGUGGCCACACGGACAGAAAAAGAUUCCACAGCUCUGACAGCGAGGAGGAAGAACCCAAAAAGCAAAAAGUGGACAGUGAUGAAGAUGGAGAAAAAGAGGGUGAGGAGGAGAAAGCAGCAAAGCGAAAAGCUGUGCUUUCUGAUAGUGAAGAUGAAGAGAGAGCACCUGCAGCGAAGAAGAGUCGUGUUGUUUCUGAUGCAGACGACUCUGACAGUGAUGUUCCACCAGGCAAAAGAGAGAAGGCUGUCGCAUCUGAGAGCGAGGAAGAAGCAGGGAAAGAGCUGUCUGAUAAGAAGAAUGAAGAGAAAGAUCUAUUUGGAAGUGAUAGUGAGUCAGGCAAUGAAGAAGAAAAUCUCAUUGCAGACAUAUUUGGAGAAUCUGGUGAUGAAGAGGAAGAAGAAUUUACAGGUUUUAACCAAGAAGAUUUGGAAGAAGAAAAAGGUGAAACCCAAGUAAAAGAGGCUGAAGAUUCAGAUUCUGAUGAUAACAUAAAGAGAGGAAAACAUAUGGACUUCCUGUCGGAUUUUGAGAUGAUGUUGCAGCGGAAAAAGAGCAUGAGUGGCAAGCGCAGACGGAACCGGGAUGGUGGCACCUUUAUCAGUGACGCAGAUGACGUCGUGAGUGCCAUGAUUGUCAAGAUGAAUGAAGCUGCUGAGGAAGACAGACAGCUGAACAAUCAGAAAAAACCAGCACUGAAAAAAUUAACUUUAUUACCUACUGUGGUUAUGCACCUUAAGAAACAGGACCUUAAAGAAACAUUCAUUGACAGUGGUGUGAUGUCUGCCAUCAAAGAGUGGCUCUCACCCCUGCCAGAUCGGAGUUUGCCAGCACUGAAGAUUCGAGAAGAACUGUUGAAAAUUCUCCAAGAGCUGCCUAGUGUAAGCCAGGAGACGCUGAAACACAGUGGUAUUGGACGAGCAGUGAUGUAUCUCUAUAAACACCCCAAGGAGUCAAGGUCCAACAAGGACAUGGCAGGGAAAUUAAUCAAUGAGUGGUCUCGACCUAUAUUUGGUCUUACCUCAAACUACAAAGGAAUGACAAGAGAAGAAAGGGAACAGAGAGAUCUAGAACAAAUGCCUCAGCGACGAAGAAUGAACAGCACUGGUGGGCAGACACCUCGCAGAGACCUGGAAAAGGUGUUAACAGGAGAAGAGAAGGCUCUUAGACCUGGAGAUCCUGGAUUCUGUGCCCGUGCGAGAGUCCCAAUGCCCUCGAACAAGGACUAUGUUGUGAGGCCCAAGUGGAAUGUGGAAAUGGAGUCGUCCCGGCCUGGUAUUCUUAAAAAGGGCCUAAGCCGAUUGGAGAAGCAUAAGAGGCGAUUCGCAGAACAGAAACGGCUCAGCAAAGUGCACCGUGCUGUCAAGUUCAGCAUUGAAGGCAACAGGAUGCCCCUGUAGGCCCGGCCCUCGCAGAGUGUGUCCGAGAGGUAUCCCGAAGGCAGCAAGCUCUCUGCGUGCAUGGGCUUGAGUUGUCGGCAGCAGAGUGAAAACGCAUGUGCUUUCUUAAUCAGAAAUGAUACUGACCCUAAAAGGUGCCUUGAAUAUUUAGAAGUGGUCAUGGAGGUCCCUUCCUUCACCAGUGCCUGGAGACUGAAAGGUCAUUACUUUCCCCAAGAACAUUUUGGUCUUCCCAACUGUUACCCAUUUUUAUGAGAAAAGACUUGUUGGCUCCCACAGUUGCAUUACAGGCAUAUAAACCUGUAUGUUCUUCGUGGAAGGACGUGGCUUGUUUUCCUAUCAGUGGCUUAGCAACAUGCAUUUGAGGGCUUAUUGCAUAAAGCCUCAUGCUGAAUAUUGAAGAGUUAGAGAUGAAUUUGAUGGGUACACAUCCAGUACAUGGACAGACCUGAGACAGAUGUUAGAGGGCUCCUAACCCAGACGCACGGACCUGCUUUGGAGUUGCUGGUGACACCUUUGCUACAGUGUACACAGCGAGUGUCUGUUUUCUUUCUGCCUUCGCUGCACCUCCUGACACCUGCUUUGCUGAUUAUUUGCAGACUGCACUCACCUUCCUGCCAGUUAAGUUUGCUAUUAAGCUACUACCACAAGAAAACAUCCUUCAUCUAUUGAAAAUAGAGUGAUAAGGACAAGUUCAAUGGCAGUAACUUCUUCAUCUUUUAUUUCCUUCCCGUUUUCUUACUGUACCCAAUACCAUGUCCUUUAGCCACUUUUUCAUAGCCUCUCACCCUGAAUUUUUUUUUUCUUUUUUACCUAUCUCUCCUUUUUUCACUGUCUCUUUUCUCAGUUUUGACCCUUUUCUAGUUUUUUUUCUUCCUCAACUCUUCUGUUUUUGAGAAUUGGGAGCUGAAGUCAGGCCAAGAAAGCAGUCUGCUGUGAAGUGCACCUGGUGUUCCAGGGGGCAGUGCCUACCUGCUGGUGCUGCUGGCCUCUUCCCCGCUCUGUAGGUGGGCCAGGUGGGAAGGCCUGAGCUGCUGCUGCCGCUGCUGCUGCUGCUGCAGGUGCAGAGAGAGAAGCCCAUGGAGAGCACCUUUCCCUGCUACCGACCUUCCACACAGUGGAGUGCUGGCAUUCAGACCUCCGUCUGCUCUCUCAGGAAAAUGAGUCCUGUUUUGGGGGCCUGUUCCUACCUGUAAUCCUUAAACCACUUGACACUGGGUCCCUGUUCAGCAUUCUGAACACCCCUUUUACUUUGGAAACCACAUGGGUGAGGUAGGCGGACUAUAGAGGGACCCUCCCCACGAAGCACCUCAUGGUUUUAAAUCUAUUUGCCAUUUUGCUUCAAACGUAGUUUCUAUGAUGCUAGAAAAGUCACUCCUGGUCCCAGCAGUGAAAACCUAUUUGGUUAUUCAUUCCUCCAUGGUAUGUGAUCACACACCUGUGUACUUCAUUGUGCUUUUGUAUGUCCAUUUAUUCCAUGGAGUGCUUUUAAAGUAACCCUGAAGUGGCAAAAAACAAUGCAUGUUUUUCUUUAAUAUUUUUAAAAUCUGGAAAGCCUAAGUAAAUCAAUGCUAUGUGUAAUCCUGUAGCAACUUAAUAUCAACAUUUGGAUUCUUUUGGUCCUUUUUUAGAUGCAUAUAGAAACAUUACUACUAUUUAAAACAAUUCAGCAAUAUGAUGAUUUUUACUCACAUGAUAAAAAUUCAUUUGAAUAAAUCUUUUUUAGUGAUUUAGUAUUGUGUUUUCAAACAGUUUUUACAGCAUAAUUUUUAGAACAAACCCGUCUUGCUAGUCUUUUUCAGCCGCCUCUGAUUUUUCUCUGAUGCAGUAGUGCAGUGAGCACUUCCAGUGUCCCCAGGAAGGGUGGUAUAUGGAGUUGACGAGUCAGGAGGGAGGUCACUGAAUUUGUCACGUUAGGUGCUGGGUUCUGUGUGUUUUCAGGCUUGGGGCAGCUAAGAUGCUUCAGCCAUGGGUCACGCGGAUACUAACUAGGAGUAGUUAGCACUGGCCUGGGUGUGUGCCUGCAGCUAAGACCAGAUGACUGAUCAGGACUUAGCCUGUUAGAGAAGUCUAGGUUGUGUGUGGAGCUUCUGGGAGUCGAGUAGUUGUCAGACCCAAAGCAGAAAAGUCUUCUAGCAUGAUCUUCCUUUUCCAUCAUCUCAAAGGAAGUCAGCUGUUUAGAAAUUUGAGAGAUAGGCCGCCCUCUCGCCCGUCACGCACCGCACGUUCGUGGGGAACCUGGCGCUAAACCAUUCGUAGACGACCUGCUUCUGGGUCGGGGUUUCGUACGUAGCAGAG
Lepus europaeus (European hare) is the source of this 5022-nucleotide messenger RNA. It is a transcript of the gene IWS1, whose product is annotated as interacts with SUPT6H, CTD assembly factor 1. The transcript is spliced from 14 exons. Gene Ontology annotation, biological process: poly(A)+ mRNA export from nucleus. Gene Ontology annotation, cellular component: nucleus. The record is from RefSeq and is a predicted model, not a curated record. Lineage: Eukaryota; Metazoa; Chordata; Mammalia; Lagomorpha; Leporidae. Bases 277 to 2724 code for a protein of 815 amino acids.